AUGGACCUUGACGAACAGCCUGAGAGUGAUAUACUGCAGCCCAUCUCACCUGUCGCAAGACACAUUCCGGUAGACCACGAACUGCUCGAGAUCCGCUCGGGCUCGUCACAACACCACAAGCGACACUCGAUUGCUUCUGACUCUGAUUACCAACUGCCUGCGCCUCAUCCGCCCCCUACGACCAAGUCGCGUCCUUCAACGUCUGGAUCAAGACGUAUAUCUACCGCUGUUCAUCCAGUACUCCCAAUCAAUAUGCUUCCUUCAGCGCCUGCUUCUCCUCCUACUCCUGCACCGUCGCCAACUCCCUUUCAGCGCCAGUUGUCCUGGGCUGAGGCAGGUCCUGAUGAAGAUGCCGUGUUAAGGGACACAAGACAUCAUUUCCUGCGUCUGAACGAUUCUCAAAGGCAAAGGUUUUUGGCCGAAGUGCUCAACAUGUGUACUAGCAAUCAGUUGAGCUUUGUUUCGCAAUUCGUCUCGCCGAGAUUAAAAAAGGACCCCUUUGAGCAUCUCCCGGACGAAUUGUGUUUGAGGGUUUUGUGCUUUAUCGACGAGCCGCGGAGUCUAGCCAGAGCAUCACAGGUCUCACAACGCUGGCAUAAGUUGGUCAAUGACGAUAUGCUGUGGAAAGAAAUGUGCAUGAAGUAUGCAUACAGAAAAGCCCCGGCCUCCGUCGAGUCGGACCUUUCGCCAAGAUCGAGUCACAACCAUCCAUACAAUGUUCCUUCGCGAAACAAACGAACGAUUGACGGCGACCCAAUUGGUCCGUCUUCGAGUGCACCCAGUUUGGGUUUGUCUAUGAGCGAACCUUCUUCACCCGUGUCGAAGAGCAAGAAGAGGAUGCAGUCACAGUCACAUUAUCUACACUUCCGCCACAAGUAUAUGAUCGAGGCUGCAUGGAAGAGAGGUGGCGUAUGCAAACCGCAUUUCAUUACUCCUGAUCAAGGUGUCGUCACAAGUCUACAUCUGACUGAUCGCUAUAUUGUCGUGGCUCUAGACAACGCAAAAAUACACGUAUUCAAUACUCAAGGCGAGCACCAAAAAACGCUUAAGGGGCAUGUGAUGGGAGUGUGGGCCAUGGUUCCAUGGGAUGAUAUCUUGGUCAGUGGAGGGUGUGAUCGAGACGUCAGAGUAUGGAAUAUGGCUACCGGAAGAGCCGUGCAUGUUCUGCGAGGUCAUACGUCGACAGUUCGCUGCUUGAAGAUGUCCGACUCAAAGACAGCAAUUUCUGGAUCUCGAGAUACGACCUUGAGAAUUUGGGAUCUCGAUAGUGGAAUAUGCAAGAACGUCUUGGUUGGACAUCAAGCCAGUGUACGAUGUUUAGCCAUCCACGGAGAUACUGUAGUGUCUGGCAGCUAUGACACGACUGCAAGAAUCUGGAGCAUCUCCGAGGGCAAGUGCUUGAAGACCUUGUCCGGUCAUUUCAGUCAAAUCUAUGCCAUUGCAUUUGACGGCACUCGCAUAGCUACCGGCAGUCUCGACACAAGCGUACGCAUCUGGGAUCCCAACACUGGUCUAUGUAAUGCAGUAUUGCAGGGCCAUACAUCGCUGGUAGGGCAACUACAAAUGAGAGGCAACACCCUAGUUACUGGUGGAUCCGACGGCUCUGUGAGGGUGUGGUCUUUAGUUACCAAUCAAGCGAAACACCGUCUUGCUGCUCACGAUAACAGUGUGACGAGCUUGCAAUUUGACGAAAACCGUAUUGUCUCUGGCGGCAGUGAUGGACGAGUCAAGAUUUGGGACGUGCAUACUGGUCAACCUAUUCGGGAACUUUCCCAGCCAGCUGAAGCUGUAUGGCGAGUGGCUUUUGAGGAAGAAAAGGCUGUAAUCAUGGCGAGCCGCAACAACAGGACUGUAAUGGAGUGUGUGCGAAAAGCUCAGCAGCCCAAACAAUACAGCGACAUGACAGCACUUCGCAUUCUGGCAUAUGUCCCGAGCCACGGACAAGCUUCGACCACCGAAAUAUCUGGCAAUUGCGACUGGACUGAGGGGCCUUCCAGGUACUGGAUUUUUAACAUGAGCUCAUACUGCUUGCAGGAAUACGAGGUUCAGCGUGUUGAGACGAAGAAAAGACGCAAAAGCAAGGACGUCCGUUAUAUUAGUCACGUCACGGACGAAAGCAAAUACGAAGCACGGAGUUAA
Lithohypha guttulata is the source of this 2139-nucleotide messenger RNA. RefSeq lists its product as uncharacterized. The transcript is spliced from 3 exons. The record is from RefSeq and is a predicted model, not a curated record. Lineage: Eukaryota; Fungi; Ascomycota; Eurotiomycetes; Chaetothyriales; Trichomeriaceae. Gene Ontology annotation, molecular function: protein binding. The coding region runs from base 1 to 2139 and encodes 712 amino acids.